GUGGCCAUGGCGACGGGGCAGGUGCUAUUCCAUCGCUUCUUCUACUCCAAGUCCUUUGUCAAGCACAGCUUCGAGAUUGUUGCCAUGGCCUGCAUCAAUCUCGCGUCCAAAAUCGAGGAGGCUCCUCGGAGGAUAAGGGACGUGAUCAACGUGUUCCACCACUUGCGGCAGUUAAGAGCCAAAAGGACUCCAAGCCCCCUGAUACUUGAUCAGAACUACAUAAACACCAAAAAUCAAGUAAUCAAAGCAGAAAGGAGGGUACUGAAGGAGUUGGGAUUUUGUGUUCAUGUCAAGCAUCCUCAUAAGAUUAUUGUUAUGUACUUACAAGUCUUAGAAUGUGAACGUAAUCAGACCCUGGUACAGACAGCCUGGAAUUACAUGAAUGACAGCCUUCGGACAAACGUGUUCGUUCGCUUCCAGCCCGAGACUAUUGCCUGUGCUUGCAUUUACCUCGCUGCUAGAGCUCUGCAGAUUCCGCUGCCUACUCGUCCUCACUGGUUCCUGCUCUUUGGUACCACAGAAGAGGAGAUUCAGGAGAUCUGCUUGACAACUCUUAAGCUUUAUACCAGAAAGAAGCCCAAUUAUGAAUUUCUGGAUAAAGAAGUAGAGAAGAGGAAGAUGGCACUACAGGAAGCUAAACUGAAGGCAAAAGGUUUAAACCCAGAUGGAACUCCUGCACUCUCAACACUGGGUGGCUUUUCUCCUGCAUCUAAACCAUCUUCCCCGAGAGAAGUCAAAACUGAAGAGAAGUCUCCAGUGUCCGUGAAUACCAAAACCAUUAAGAAGGAGCCAGAGGAGAGGCAGCAAGCUUCAAAGAGCCCUUACAAUGGGAUGAGAAAAGAAAGCAAGAGGAGCCGCAGCAGCAGGAGUGCCAGUCGGUCCCGCUCGAGGACAAAGUCACGCUCGCGCUCCCACACCCCGCGGCGGCA
Acanthisitta chloris (rifleman) is the source of this 929-nucleotide messenger RNA. It is a transcript of the gene CCNL1, whose product is annotated as cyclin L1. Lineage: Eukaryota; Metazoa; Chordata; Aves; Passeriformes; Acanthisittidae. Gene Ontology annotation, biological process: regulation of transcription by RNA polymerase II. The annotation marks the transcript as partial. The record is from RefSeq and is a predicted model, not a curated record. Gene Ontology annotation, molecular function: cyclin-dependent protein serine/threonine kinase regulator activity. Gene Ontology annotation, cellular component: nucleus. The transcript is spliced from 9 exons.